UGCUAUCUAACUGUCAGGGUAACUGGUGACACGCCAGCUCGGCUGCUGCUGACAUAAACGAUCACGGCGUUGCUUUUCUCUCCACAAAUACCCGUGAUUAUCGCCAACAUUCCUUCAUGUUUGUGUCUACAAUUCGUGUCUCUAAAUGAGAAUAUCACUGUGAAGUAUAUCAAAGACUGACGCGAUUAUAUGUUGCUGUACUCGACAUCUGGAGGGAUUUCAUCUCCACUCCAAACCCAAGUGUCGACUGCUUGCGGAUGCCGUUGCAGUUGCGGAAAACUUUGCAAUCCUUUCAGCAUUAAAAUAUCACCAGCAAACAUGGGUACCGUGUUAUCUAUCUCACCGAAGCCUCAUCGAGGGGACUAUGGAGGCUAUUCGGACACUACUACCCUCAGUGUGGGUAACCUAAACGAACUGUACCUCAACAACAGCAAGAAUGUGUCCAGCACCAAGGAAAAUAUACAUCUGGUUGGGGAGCGACCGAUGCGAAAGCAUAAUUCCGCCCUUUUUAUCAGUGCUCUGGGUCUUAAGAUGUUCAGUGUCUCGAAGAAGAAGACGAGUAGCACCGGAGUAAGUACAACAUCAUUAGACACUAACUUUAACAGUAGCAAGCAAUCCUUGACGGGAUCAGAUAAAGCUAAUAAUAACGUGCUCAAGCCUAAGAAUCAUCCCAACCAAAAUACAAACAAUGCUGUGUACAGGCAGUUUCCGGAUAGCGUUGCCAUCCUCACUCCUCAGAAAAAGGACUCGAAAAUCUUGGACUCGAGUAUCAAGAAGUCGUUCUCUUGUUUCAAUCUUAAUUCACACUGUCCAUCGAAUGGCCAGAAUGGCCAUCACCAUUCACACAAGCAGCACAAAAUCAGCAACGUCUCUGGGUCCACAGCGACGACGACAUCAACAAAUGGACUGAAUGGCUUCCGAAAGGUGUCUAGCCACGGGCUACGAUCCACAUCCGGUGUUCAAACCAACCCUAAGAAAAUCCUGCAGUGUUCGACUAGUGAGCUGCUUAAAUGUCUUGGAAACUUCCUCUGCAGGCGGUGCCCGUACUUGAAGAGUUUUGAUGCGAAUGAUGCUAUUAUGUGGCUGAGGGCUGUUGAUCGAUCGCUUCUGAUCCAAGGCUGGCAGGACAUCAACUUUCUUAAUCCCGCCAACGUCGUCUUCGUUUAUAUGCUUGUCCGUGAUCUGCUCAAUGGAGACGCUGUCGUCAAGAACGAGUCCGAACUCCAAGCCAUGGUCCUGACCUGUCUGUACCUUUCCUACAGCUACAUGGGCAAUGAGAUUAGCUAUCCUCUGAAACCAUUCCUCGUUGAGGAGGACAAGGACAGGUUCUGGUCGAGGUGUAUCAAGAUUAUCAACAGCUGCAGCUCCAAGAUGCUGAGGAUAAACCAGAAUUCUAACUACUUCACGGACGUUCUAGCGGACCUUAAAUCUUUUGCAAGAAGUUGAAUGGCCAUGUGGAUAGGUCUGGGACUGUGCAUUUUUCAUAAACAGUAGGAGUCCAGCUGAGAAGCCGCUCUCCAUUUUAUAACCAUAUUGAGGAUCUAACUUAUUAGGGAACCACACCUUUUAACUGUGGAACAAGAUUAUAUAUACUUCGUUUGUUCUGGAGAAUCUUAAUAUAUGUAUUGAUCAGUAUGUCACCGUUCCUUAUGAAAUGUCUUGAAGGUUUUAUAUCUGUAUAUUGUGCUGAAUACUUGAUUGUACUAUGUAUAUAUCUGAGAUAAUUUUACUUGUUCAAGAAACUAUGUGUGUCAUGCUAGUCCACAAAGAGGGCAUAUUUAUGAUUUGUUUUGCUGCACUUGUAAACAGGAGAUAAUAUAUAGAUAAGGGGGAUGUUUGGGUGCGGGUUAUCAGGUUACAGAGAUGGUUUGCCGAGAAGUAGCAUCCGUCAUGCGAUAUGACCUUCUUUCACCAUGGCGCGUGUGGAUGUCUAUGCCGGCAGAAAAGGCAGAAGACUAAAAAUGCCUAGCCUGGAGAUGGGCAAGCAAGCAUCCUUUGUAUUAAGAAUCUGAAAUACCCCUCCCCCUCCUCAUCAUCUUUUUAUCCGCAUCUGGGACCCCCAUCACCCCCCUCUCUCUCUCUCAGUCUAUAUCUACCUUUGAUUUGGGGAAGGCAGGCUGCUUUUCAUCGCUUGCCUCGCUUUCACUCCGCAGGCCUCGGCAUAACAACUCAUGUAACCCAAUAACUCGGCCUCUUGCUCUUUUCUCAUGAGAGGCAAUCACAUUACCAGAAUGGAAAGCAGGCAGAGAGCGGUAUCCGUUCACGACCGAUUGGUAUUUCCAUUAAGCUUUUUUUUAAGAAGGAAUGUAGAGCAGCCACAGCCAGUUAUGACACGGUCUGCUUUUGCAAGGAUGGAAUAAGCUACUUAACGAUCGAUUCAUAAUCGGGAAACUAUAGAACAAGAUUACUAGAUAAAUGCAUUCCUGACUAAGUUGUAAACCAACCGCAAUGUCAUGUGAUAUAUUGUUCGAUUGUGAUCAUUUUUUUUAUGAUAUUGAUUUCACAUAUGAUUUUUUUUACACCAAAGAACAACGAAAUAUUUUUGUAAUGAUUUGCAGUUGCCGAUUGUAAUGUUUGUGCGAUUUCUUUUUAUUUUCAUUUUAAUGUGCGUGAUUUUUUUGUUAUCAAACCUUAGAUCCUGUAAGAUUCAUUCUUUUUGUAUGUGGUGAAUCACCAGUUUAUGAUUUGCUGCUCAUGAAUUUAAACAUUUUUAAAGUAAUAUCUCUGCUAACGCAUUCUAAUACCCUUAGAAAUAUUACGCAAUGAAUACCCUUCUAAUCAUUUUAUUCUUUUGAUGAAUGGCGGGUUGACGUUUUUAAAGGUCACGAACACGAUGAUGAAGUCUUUUUUGUGCAAUAUUAAACAUUGGUCAUCUAUCUUUGAUCCAAAUAAAUAUACAGGUAGCUUAUAAAAAUAAGGUAGAAUUCUCCUAUUGGUUGUGGUGCAGUUUGGCAAUACACCAGCAACCAGAUGUUGAAAUAUUAAAAAAAGGAGAACUUGAUUUAUUCAUUUCAUAACUCAAAAGGGAAAAAAUCGAAAGAUUUUGCUUAUGAUGACACUUUCUUGCCAUAGUUUACGGGUUUAACGAUCUGAAUAUCUUUUAUUUAAGUCAAAUUAUAUCAUAGUGUGGUUGUAUUUAUUCAUUAUGCACAAACUACAGGCGACAUGCAAUUGUCGUUUCUAACGCUCCACUGUGCCGAUUUGUAGGGCGAGUGCGAGCGAAGCUAAUUAACAUUUAUUGACUCGCUCUUGGAAGCUCUCCAUCUUUCAUGCACGGCGGAGCUUGUAUCCAUUUAACGGGUCCGUUACUAUAGUAACGAGCCUGCAUCACCAUCUAAUCUCAUUACCGGAGCGGGGGGGGGGGGGCUGGGUGGGAUUGAGUAAUACUAAUGAACAAUGGAUUGCUGCAUUAUAACUGCCAGCUAAUGGAUGCAGUAUUGUUGAAUAUCAUCCCUUUCGUAGCCUUUGGAUCUGAGUCCGAACAAGGAAUGAACCAUUGUGUUAUACAGUUCUGAUCUUUUCUAUUUGAUACGCCCUUACAGCUUAUAUCUGUGAGUAGAAAUUCCCUGUUCGGCUGUCUUUCCCCUCAACAGAAAUGCAAAAAUAACAGGAAAAUCGAGUCAGUACUCAUAGGUUAUGUGGAAAUUUGUUGAAUUAUUUCCAAAAAAGAACCCUACAGAAACUGAAUAACAAGAAUUAUGUGCAAAAUACAUUUUUGGUUUACAAGCCUAGCAUUGAAUUACACAGAAUAAUUUACUUUAUAAUAAUCAUUCUGUACGAAAUCGAAACUCGAGAAAAGAUCUAUGUUAUGGUCUUCGCUGAUUGUCAUUCAGAUGUGUCGCUGUAGUGUUUACAUAUAUCUUGCCAUUGACGACUUCACAUAGAAACAGCAUACGCUAAGUGUUAUUGUAAUACGGUAUUUUUUUUCUUUUUGGCUGACUUCAUCAGGAAACUGAUCAGCCGUUGUCAGUGUCAACACCGGAAUCUAGGUCCGGAAAAUCACGCGACCUAGUCAAACUGUCUCAACUAAGUACUGCCUAAGCUGCUAAUUCCUUAUUGUGAAAAGUUGAUCAACCCGUAUAAUAUAGUGACAAUCAAAUAUCAAAUGAAACCCGAUAUUGUUUGAAACGCUUGACGUAUAAGGGGUAAUAUUAGAUGAGAAUAGGAACAUUUCAAGGUAGAAUCCACUUGUAAUUUAAAUAGAUAGGCCUACAGUAGUAAAAGAUCAUGGCUUUUACCUUGUGUCCCCAGUACUGUGGUAGAAAACUGAUGUCAUGUACUUUCAUUCCCUAAAUUGUACUAUUGAAUUUGUCAUUAACCGCUACGUUCUUGGCACAUCACUGUAUCGAGGAUAUGAAACACACAUUUGUUGUUAUUGUUGAUGUCGGUACGUUUAGCUUGGAUUCAAUUGUAACACUUUUGUGAUAUCUAAUUUCACAACCUACAGUACAUACGUUUCGUGUUCAAGUACUGCAAAUCAUUUUUGUACUAUUCGCUGUCCAUGGUUAUACUUACUCCAUCAUUACAUGUUGUGUCAACUGCUACACAAUUAUUGGUUAAACAGAUCUUUAUGGAUGUGUGUGAUGUAAGAACAGAAGAAAAUAUAAAAAAACAAAGAAAAAAAGAUAAUUUCCCUAACUGUUAGUUAGGGAGUGAAACUAUUCCAGAAA
This is a messenger RNA of Lytechinus pictus (painted urchin), 4670 nucleotides long. Its product is annotated as cyclin-dependent kinase 5 activator 1-like. The transcript has a single exon. Gene Ontology annotation, molecular function: cyclin-dependent protein serine/threonine kinase activator activity; protein kinase binding. Gene Ontology annotation, biological process: axon guidance. The coding region runs from base 190 to 1446 and encodes 418 amino acids. Lineage: Eukaryota; Metazoa; Echinodermata; Echinoidea; Temnopleuroida; Toxopneustidae. The record is from RefSeq and is a predicted model, not a curated record. Gene Ontology annotation, cellular component: cytoplasm; protein kinase 5 complex; growth cone.